Molecule: messenger RNA, 1048 nt
Organism: Vitis riparia (riverbank grape)
Lineage: Eukaryota; Viridiplantae; Streptophyta; Magnoliopsida; Vitales; Vitaceae
Product: proline-rich receptor-like protein kinase PERK5
Exons: 2
Coding region: 90-668 (192 amino acids)
Source: RefSeq, a predicted model, not a curated record
UGGUUUAGAAAUCCUAGUUGCCUUUUCCUUUCGUAGUUUGUGCCUCCUCUCAACUCUCUCUCUCUUUUCCUUCGCAUCGGUGGUAGUGGAUGGCAACAAGAACCAACAAAUACGCCUCCAUCAAUUUCAAUCACCUCUUCCACAACAACUCCCAUUCCACCGCCGCCACCACUGCCACCUCCGCCCCUUCUUCUUCUUCAUCAUCUCCAUCAAAUUCUUACAAAUCGCAUCUCGCUGCCACCCGAACACAUGGAGGAAUGCUUGUAUUAAGCCGCCCUACCCCCAAGGCCCAGCCCCAACUACCGCCGCCACAGAAGCAGCAACCGCCGCCACCUCCCAUCCAGGCCCGGCCCGAGCAGGAUUCCUUGGCUCCUCUACCACUGGGCCGGGCUGAGGCCGGUUCACCCUCUCCCUCGUCUCCGUCGAAGCCGGAUCGGUUCGUUCCGCCGCAUCUGCGGCCGGGGUUCGUGGGCAGGGAGGAGAAGCCUGGGCUGGAGUUCCAGAUCCGGCCUAACCGGCAAGGGAAUUUCGGAUCGCCGAACCGGUACGGGGAAGAGCGGAGGCCCAAGUCGGGUGGGCACGAGAGGAUGCGGAGAGGUGGUGAAUCGGAUCAGUGGGAGCUGAGUCGGCCCAGAUCGAGUGGGACUCGGCCGAAUUCGAGUGGAUGAUUUUUCACAUGAAGUUGGGCUUCUUUACAAAGAUGAGGAUGGACUCUAUAGACUCAAACACUCUGAACAGCUGCAAUUUUUCGUUCUGGAAUUGGCUUAGUCUCAAGAAGUUUGAUAGAUCAAUUUGUGGAAGUCGACACCUGAGCAGGUACCUCCUUUUCAGUCUUUAAUAGCCCCAGGUGGCAAUGUUUUCUUGCAGUGUUGUAAACAAAGACGAAAGGUUUCUUUUUCCUUUUCCUUUUUGUACCUUUUCCUUGUUGGACUUGUUUUACUGUUCACAACAGAAGAACCAAAUGGCCAGUGGAAUUUGGAAUAUACUACUAGUGUUAUUGUUUUUGUUUAUUUAUUGCAACUGUCCUGAAGAGGAGUAAUUUAGUUGA